Dioscorea cayenensis subsp. rotundata (Guinea yam) is the source of this 1580-nucleotide messenger RNA. Its product is annotated as UDP-glucuronate 4-epimerase 3-like. The coding region runs from base 141 to 1487 and encodes 448 amino acids. Lineage: Eukaryota; Viridiplantae; Streptophyta; Magnoliopsida; Dioscoreales; Dioscoreaceae. The transcript has 2 exons. The record is from RefSeq and is a predicted model, not a curated record.
GAUACUUAGAUGAUACUAGAAGUCUAGAACUGAAUCAACGCCGCAGCCAGAUGGCGAUCACCCCGUAUUAGUAUUCUUUCCUUGUUUCUUUGCUUUGCUUGGCCUAGGGUUUGUGGGAUUGGGAUUCGGCAUCGUCGGCCAUGGACGGCGUGCCCUCGACGCCGGGGAAGUUCAAGACCGAUAAGCCUUAUCACCAGCGUCUCCUCCUCCAGCGCUGGAUCCACAACCACCGCCCCGCCUUCUGGGUUCUCAUCGCCCUCUCCCUUCUCGCCAUCGUGCUACUCUUCUCCCCACGCUCUUCCUCCCCCUUGAUUUCUUCUCGCCGCCACCUCUCCACCUCCACCCUCGCCCCCUGGGGCGGCCCCGACUGGGAGAAGCGCGUCCGGGCCUCCGCCCGCGUCCGUCCCUCCUCCUCCCGCCGCUCCAUUUCCGUCCUCGUUACCGGCGCUGCCGGCUUCGUUGGAAGUCAUGCCUCCCUCGCCCUAAAGCGCCGCGGCGAUGGCGUCCUUGGCCUUGAUAACUUCAACGACUACUACGACACUUCCCUGAAACGUUCCCGCCAAACCCUCCUCGAUCGCGCGGGCGUCUUCGUCGUCGAGGGCGACAUCAAUGAUCCUGAUCUCCUCCGCAAGCUUUUCGACGUCGUCCCUUUCACUCAUGUCCUCCAUCUCGCCGCACAGGCCGGCGUCCGCUACGCCCUCCGCGAUCCCGCAUCCUACGUCCGCUCCAACGUUGCUGGCCUCGUCUCCAUUCUUGAAGCCGCCCGCUCCGCCUCCCCUCAGCCUGCCAUAGUCUGGGCCUCUUCCUCGUCCGUCUACGGCCUCAAUUCCAAAGUACCCUUUUCGGAAUCCGACCGUACCGACCGCCCUGCCUCCCUCUAUGCCGCUACUAAGAAAGCCGGUGAGGAGAUCACUCAUGCCUACAACCACAUUUACGGCCUCUCCAUCACCGGCCUCCGAUUCUUCACUGUCUACGGCCCUUGGGGCCGUCCUGACAUGGCAUACUUCUUCUUCACCAAAGACAUCCUCCGUGGCAAGCCCAUCUCCGUCUACGAGGGCCCCAAUCACACCAAUGUCGCUCGCGACUUCACCUACAUCGACGACGUCGUUAAUGGUUGCCUUGCUGCCCUCGACACCGCUCAGAAAAGCACUGGUACCGGCGGGAAGAAACGCGGUCCGGCGCAGCUACGCCUUUACAAUCUUGGCAAUACCACGCCAGUGUCCGUCGGAGAGCUGGUAGGGAUUCUCGAGCGGCUACUCAAAGUGAAAGCUAUCCGAAAGGUGAUGAAGAUGCCAAGGAAUGGGGACGUGCAGUUCACCCAUGCCAAUAUCAGCCUCGCACAGAGGGAGCUCGGCUACCGGCCCUCCACCGACCUUGAAACGGGGCUCAAGAAGUUCGUUCGCUGGUACCUAGACUACUACUACUCUCGAUCAUCCUCUCUGCAAAAGAAAUUCUCCAGCAUUGGUGGCCGGUUGACAUCCUCAUGAACAGGGACAACUUUGUUGAUUCAGGGAAGGGAAAAUGCACACAUUAUUUGUUUUAUCUUUAGGCAUUUCAAAUUUCUUUCUUUCUUUCUUUUU